Nelumbo nucifera (sacred lotus) is the source of this 472-nucleotide messenger RNA. The record is from RefSeq and is a predicted model, not a curated record. Lineage: Eukaryota; Viridiplantae; Streptophyta; Magnoliopsida; Proteales; Nelumbonaceae.
UCUUCACUUAUCAAGAGUGGGUAUAUGGUUAUUGGAAUUGUUAAAGAGUUCGGUCAGAAGUAUUGCCGGAUUAUUAUAGAAAGUGGGCAAACGCUGGCCAACUCCAAGUGGACCUGGCUUACUAUUGAGAGGACCAGAAUCCGGGUGGAAACUGUUUGCAAUAGAGGAAUUCAAUAUCUUGAAGAGUUUACAGUUAUUAAGGAUCCAGGAAGGAGAGACGUCGUCAUUGUAUAUCAUCCUCCUCCUCUCGCGUGUAUUACCCAGUUUGUUUUGAUACAAACACCUGUCAGUCAAGUUGUUUCUGCUGCCUGUCCUCUUGGCUCAUUUGAGCUUUUAGCUUGCUUUGAUUUUAGUAGCGGUCUUUAAUAUCUCUAAUCUCUUGAGAAGGUAGCAAUGUUCUACAAGCAUCGAAGCAUAUUAUAUACAAUUACAAUCAGAAUUAAAAAAAAGAAAAUUAAUGGAUCCUUGUUUA